CCUAAGCAUGCUUGUGUUGUACUAUUGUAACUUGCCAUUCUGCGUUACUUAAGCUCUACGCCGCCCUGUCGCCGCUGGGGACUCUCCAUUGGACUCGGCUUUAGUACAGGCUUGACCCAACACUCCGUUAUUAUCGAAGCAUAAAACUUUACUUUUGCGUACUUCGCAAAGACUGGUAUCUUCCCAAGGUGCCUAGCUUUUGCUCUGGCGACAGCUCGUGGCAAUUGCGCUGCAAGGGACGGCCGAUAGCCUACUCACUGCGGCAUCCCCGCGGACUGUGCAAUUGUGACAUCACAGGAGCUGCUGACUUCUUCCCAUGGCGCUCCCCACACACACGUCCUUGCAAAACCGUGUCUACUUCCCCUCGUUCGCGGAGCUCCCCCGGGCAGAUGAGCUUGACAACAACUACUUUACCGAACAACCUAACGGCAUGCUGCUCCCCAACCGCACCUGGACCUUCCUGGGUGAGAUCGUGAGCGACUCGCUGUCGCAGCUGAGCGUGUUAGGGCACCGAGUGGAGGUGCGGGACGUGACGGGGGGCGUGCACAGCAUCCUGUUCUUCCCCAGCUCCGGCACCCUGGAUAUGUCGGAGCUGCGGGUGGGGCACACGGUGUUCGUGCGGUACGCCAUGAGGUGCUUCUUCUCCGACCUGGCCACGGAGGCAAUCAAGGUGGAGGAGCUAAACUUCGUCAAGGUGAUUCCCAUGAACCUGGACACCCUGCUCUACACAGCCGCACUCUACUUUGACAGACAGGGUCACUGCGCCUGCUGCGGCGCUGACGUGGCCUCCCUGGGCGGCGGCGCCCCCCGCUGCGAGCGCUGCCAGGCUGCCGUGUACUGCUCCCCCGAGUGCCGUACGACAAACUCCGCCGUACAUUGCAGCUUCUGCCCGCUUUGUUGUGAGCUGUCCGAGAUAUUCAACUUGUCGUUCGACUCGUUCAUUGAGUGGGUGCCCUUCAGACAAUAGGCUGUGGUGAGGGGGGGGCUGUGUCGGGGCUGCAUCGGGAAGGGUUAGGAAGGCAGACGACUGACUGACAGACAGGACACCGUUAGCAUGCCGGUAACGAUGCUUCAGGAAUGGCGGUUGUCUGUUGUUUAUAUGCUCGACAUGACCAGUACUCAGUACAUGACAGUUAGCAUGGAGCAUAUGCGUGGUUCGCUCUUUCUUUGUGCGAUUCUGACAAGGAAGGGGCUACGGAUUGUUGUUGUGCAGUCUCCACAGCAGACUACAUGACAGUUAGCAUGGAGCAUAUGCGUGGUUCGCUCUUUCUUUGUGCGAUUCUGACAAGGAAGGGGCUACGGAUUGUUGUUGUGCAGUCUCAACAGCAGACGGCCGCCAUGGCACGCAGCGUUGCAGAGGCGGGGUGGUGCCUCCCUGCCCUUGGGGGCGGUGGCUCCUAGGUGUGACCUCCGCAUGGUGCGCACGCCAUGUAGUUUGACCUUCGGAUGCCACGGAACCUAACGCUCGUGUGUGUGUGUUGACCCAGCUCGUCCUCGUGUGUGUGUGUGCGUGUUAAGAAGCCUGGCCGCGAGUAGGAACGUACUGGAUUGUCGGAAGGGGAUGUCCCCACCAAAACGCGCGUGUGGUUUUGCGUGUUGGCGUCGAGAGGAAAUGUGUUGUCUCCUACUGUAUGUUGUGACUGUUGAUGCAUUAACGGUUGACGGUUGUGAGUUUGGAGCCGGUUAGCAGGUAUAUGGUAACAACACCACAAACAGUGUACUUGCCAACACCAAUACCUCUUGACAUUAGGAGGACGGUGACUUUGGGGGAUACCGGUAAUUAGUUGGCCAUGGUUGGGAUAGUUCCGGUUACCUUCAGCUACCGGGGGGUGUCAACGGUGGCCGGGUUGUCGCCCUAACGGUUAACCUACCAAUGACGACGCCACACACGGUGUGUGCGAGUAGGAACGCAACAGCGACUGGCAAGGUAGGCUUGUGCUGCUGAGUUGGCUCGAGUGGUGAUGCGGUUCUUGUUGCUUGGGCUAGGUAAUUUACUUGAGUUGGUUAGCUGCGGCACUUUGAGUGGCUUGACGCGGCAACUGAGGAACGGGCAAUCGAGAAGCACACCAGAGGUAUGAACGGUCUGCGGGUGUGCUUCCCGCAGGGUUGGGUGUACGAGGCUUGGUGGGAGCGGUGUGCGGUCACCCGCUACAUGGUGAGGUGUGACAUGAGCUGUGCUGGUGUUACUGCUACGGAGGUGCGAGGCUAGAGAGCUUCGGUGUCUGAUGUGUCUGAUGUGUUUUCAGAUAUUCUGGAGGGCUCAUGGAGGUAUGUACAUGUCUUGCUUCUCAUAAUUCCUUGGGACGUACCGGUAUCGCGGAAAUGAAAGACCAUGCAUGCGGGUUGUUGGCAGACUCCUUUGUGUGACGGACGAGAGCCAGGGGGGCCCGGCUUGCGGGCCUCCGCUGUAGAGAAGGCUGGUGUUGGUGGUGCUACUCGUGCUUGGCUGCUGGGGUGGUUGCGGUGGUUAGGGCGGAUGUACGGACGCGUACGGCACAAGUUUGUGGCGUUGUGGACUGUUAUGGGGUUCAUUGAUGUGUGGUGUGAUGCUGUGGUCGCGUCCCGUGCCUCGUUCACUCGUUGCAGCUGCUGCCAGCAACUAAGGCAGGGGUAUGCUGCGUAUGCAUACCUGCUACUAGACCUAGCUAAUGAAACUGCUGAUGGCUCCCGGUGACACCGGUAUUGGCGGAGGUAGGGUGAGCAGCCGUAUCUUGAUACCAUGGCGUGUAAAGUGACCGCACCUUAAGGGCCUUUUUUCCGAUACACUACACUCGACCACACUACCUCUGCUAAUGUAUGUCUACUCAAGCUGUAAACGGGGC
Astrephomene gubernaculifera is the source of this 2822-nucleotide messenger RNA. NCBI's taxonomy places the organism in Eukaryota, Viridiplantae, Chlorophyta, Chlorophyceae, Chlamydomonadales, Astrephomenaceae. The record is from the annotation of a GenBank genome assembly.